AUGCGCACAAGUAACCUCAAGGGACGACCCAUCCCACCUAUGCGGCAGCCGCAAGGUCCCGACCCUUCUGGCAGCGCCGGCUUUGCCGCCCGAAGGGGGGUUCUAAGGCGGGAAGUGCCAAGCUACUCGUCGAAGCUGCACAUACGGAAGCAACGGGGGGUUGCUCCAGUCAGUUCGCCCCCUACAGCUCUCAACGGCCGCUCGUUCGCUGCCUGGGGGCCAACGACACCCCCAUCCAACAGCGAGUGGUCACUGCCUACCGCGGGGAGAACCUCGGCGCUGCCUGAACAAUACAUCACCACGUUCGCCGCCGCCGCGAAUGACGAGGUUCCCUUUGACAUUUAG
This is a messenger RNA of Thermothelomyces thermophilus ATCC 42464, 345 nucleotides long. RefSeq lists its product as uncharacterized. The transcript has 3 exons. Lineage: Eukaryota; Fungi; Ascomycota; Sordariomycetes; Sordariales; Chaetomiaceae. Bases 1 to 345 code for a protein of 114 amino acids. The record is from RefSeq and is a predicted model, not a curated record.